AUGAGGAACCACACAGAACUGACUGAGUUCAUCCUGCUGGGAAUCCCACAGACCCAGGGAGUAGAGAUGGUGCUCUUUCUCUUCUUCCUCUUCAUUUACCUCUUCACCCUGAUUGGAAACUUACUCAUCCUGACAGCAAUUGUUACCUACUCAACCCUUCACACCCCCAUGUACUUCUUUCUAGGAUUCCUGUCCAUAUUUGAUAUAGUUUUGCCAUCAGUGACCUGCCCUAAGAUGCUGUUCUAUCUCUCUGGCCAGACCAGAGCCAUUUCUUACAAAGGCUGUGCCACACAGAUCUUCUUCUAUCAUUUCUUGGGAGCUACUGAAGGCUGCCUCUAUUCAGUGAUGUCCUAUGAUCGCUUUGUGGCCAUCUGUCACCCCUUAAGGUAUUCACUCAUCAUGAGACCUGAAGUCUGUGUGGGUUUGGUCAUAGCAGCCUGGACUCUGGGCUGUGUUCAUGCCUCCAUCCUGACUGCGUUCACUUUUAGACUGACUUACUGUGGCCCAAACCACAUUGACUACUUCUUCUGUGACAUCCCUGCUGUCUUGCCCUUGGCCUGUGAUGAUAUCUCGCUGGCCCAGACUGUAGGUUCCAUAGCUGUUAGCUUUCUGGCUUUGCUGUUUUGGUGCACUAUUUGCAUCUCCUACAUGCGCAUCGGGAUUGCCAUUUUGAGAAUCCGCUCUGCAGAGGGCAGGAAAAAAGCCUUCUCAACCUGCAGCGCCCAUCUCGCUGCGAUCCUUUGUGCCCUUGGACCAAUCAUUAUCAUCUAUCUGCAGCCCACACCCAACCACCUGGUGGAUGCCAUAGUACAGAUAUUUACUAAUAUUAUCUCUCCUAUGCUUAACUCGUUGAUCUAUUCCUUAAGAAACAAAGAUGUAAAAACAUCCCUGAAAAGAGUAUUUCACAAAAUAACGCUUACUCCUCAAGAAUAA
This is a messenger RNA of Suncus etruscus (white-toothed pygmy shrew), 933 nucleotides long. RefSeq names its product olfactory receptor 148-like. Lineage: Eukaryota; Metazoa; Chordata; Mammalia; Eulipotyphla; Soricidae. Gene Ontology annotation, molecular function: olfactory receptor activity; G protein-coupled receptor activity. The transcript has a single exon. Gene Ontology annotation, cellular component: membrane. The record is from RefSeq and is a predicted model, not a curated record. Bases 1 to 933 code for a protein of 310 amino acids. Gene Ontology annotation, biological process: G protein-coupled receptor signaling pathway.